AUGGCUCAUGGGACUUGUCAAGUCUUACUGGAGCUUGCAGGAUACAUCCUGGAGCUCUCUUCCCAGAAUGGUCUGAUUGGAGCAAUUCGCGGGCAUCCGGGGUUUCCUGGAUGUGAAUGUCUUGGUCGAUGGUGCCUGGCCGUUGCUAGGGACGGGCCUGCGGAUGUUACUUGUGUCGUGGAGAUCGAUCCAAGAAUAUCGAACGGCAGUCUUGCUCCGAGGACAAGCUCGAAAACGACUUUUUCUCAUCGAAGGGCGACUCUUCGGCCGGAUAGCAGGAACGUUGCGAUCGCCAGCGAGGCUCGAAUAUCUCUCAAGGUCCCAUCGUCCGGGACGUUCGACGGUCGAUGUCCGGCUUCAACAUUCUUCUCGGUGGACAAACGGCAACACGAAGAAUUUCGACGCCGUCUUGAACAUCGUGGGCAAGCUUGUACCGGGAGAAGAGUCCUUGGGCUACUCACGAAAAAGAGGAGAGACUGCCACGAAGACGAUACGGCAUUCUGUCCAGAGUAUUCACUCAUAGUGCUGGAGGAGCCAAUUGCAGCUGUCGAAUGCAUUGGCCUUCAGAAAGGCAGAAGAACAGUCUGUGGACAUCACGCUGGGCGGCAAAGUGCUACACGCGCCUGA
Molecule: messenger RNA, 627 nt
Organism: Zasmidium cellare ATCC 36951
Lineage: Eukaryota; Fungi; Ascomycota; Dothideomycetes; Mycosphaerellales; Mycosphaerellaceae
Exons: 2
Coding region: 1-627 (208 amino acids)
Source: RefSeq, a predicted model, not a curated record